CAAAAAUCUCUCAGUGUUUUCUACUUCUCUCUUCUGUUUGUGAAAUCGUGAAAAUAUCAUAAUGGGUGGCGUGAAGCGAAAGAUUCCGAUAGAGAUGAUAGGGAAGAAAGAUUCAAGAGCAGUGGCAUUCUCCAAACGCACAAAGGGUCUCUAUAGCAAAGCGGCUGAGAUUUGCCUUCUCGCCGAUGCAGAAAUUGCGAUCUUGGCAACUCCCGUUUCUUCCAAUUCCAACGCUUCUUUCUACAGCUUUGGUCAUUCAUCUGUGGAUAACGUUGUCGCCGCUUUCCUCGCUAAUCAGCGUCCUCGGGAAGAUCUAGGGUUAGGGCUAGGGUUCUGGUGGGAGGAUGAGAGGCUUGCAAAAUCAGAGGAUCCGGAGGAACUGAGAGACGCGAUUAACUCAAUGUCGAAGAUGUUGCAAGAUCUCAAGGAUUCGCGUUUCAAUGCCUUGCAGAAUCGACUAGAUUGUGAGGACGUGGAGAAGAAGGGUUUACUAGACGGAACUCAUCAAAACCAUACUCUUAAUAAUCCUGAAUCUUGUUGCGACAACGAGAACAACUAUGCUUUACUUGGAAACGUGGAUGGAUGCAAUCAGGAGUUGUUGGACAUUGAUCAAAUCAUUCAUUUUGAGCCGACGGAUCAAGAGUUGUUGGACAUUGAUCAAAUCUUUAAUUUUGAGUCGACGAGUUCAUCAGUGAAUUCACAGUUGGAAAACAUCUCGAUGGUGACACCAAAUCAUCAAAACUCCUUCUCUGAUUCUAAUGCUGUUGUAGAUGAAGUUCACACUGAUUUGUAUGAUGAUAAUAUCCACUUGUCCAAUUUAGAUGAAGAUCUGAUGCUACAGAUUUCUGACAACAACUGCAUAAACAACAAUGUUUUAUCUGAAAACUUUGAUGAAUUCAUUCAAGAGCUGGAUCUUGAUCAUAUCUUUGAUUUUGAGACGAAUUAUAUGAAGAGCUUUGAGAUGGAUGAUGUCUCGAUGGUGACUACGAAUUCUGAAACAGUUGGAGAUGGAGGAUUAGUGACUGAUCACAUAGAUUUGGAUGAGGAUAAUCUAUGCUUUUCUGAUUAUUUCAAUGAACUAACCUCCCCUGCUCCAAUCUGA
This is a messenger RNA of Camelina sativa (false flax), 1102 nucleotides long. The record is from RefSeq and is a predicted model, not a curated record. NCBI's taxonomy places the organism in Eukaryota, Viridiplantae, Streptophyta, Magnoliopsida, Brassicales, Brassicaceae.